Linum trigynum is the source of this 5529-nucleotide messenger RNA. NCBI's taxonomy places the organism in Eukaryota, Viridiplantae, Streptophyta, Magnoliopsida, Malpighiales, Linaceae. The record is from the annotation of a GenBank genome assembly.
CUCAUCCCUGGUAACACCAAAAAAAGACUCAUCCCUAGCCAGUAUGUUUUGACUGAAAAUACUAAGUGAAAAUCCUAGGAAGUUUGUGACAUGGAGAGAUCUAGUAGCAUACCAACAUAUCCAGCUGUUUCUGUAUUUGUUGUUUCUUUCAGUGUCUUGGUUAGUAUGGUGUUUGAUUGCCUCAUUUCUAUAACAAGGAGGCCUAGUAGUAAGUUCUAUCUUGUAGGGAUGGCUAGCUGACUUGAUUUUGCCAACUCUUGCAGCCAAGUAGCCCUGCGAAGUUCUGCGAUGAAUGUGGUGCUCCUUAUUUGAGAGAAACUUCAAAGUUCUGCUCUGAAUGUGGCACAAAGAGGCUGGGAACAUGAGCGAAUGACGCGGUCUGUACGUGGAAUAAGAUUCUUCCCAUGUAAAUUUUUCUAGUGGCUGUUGUAGUCAUUCAUUGUCUAGUAUAUUGGUUAGUUUGAUGAAGCGAGAGAGAGGGCAAGGGUCAAGGGCUGUGGCUUAGGGACUUUUACCUUUUGUUGUAGUCCGUUCGGGCUUGAUAUAACGUCGAUGAUUCUCUGUCUUCAGCUUUUCGUGCUCUAGGCGCAAUUACUCUGUAAUCUAAGAGGUUGAUUGAAACCGAAGUUCUAAGAUGCUAAGAAAUUAAUUUCUUUGUGAAUCAUUGCUGCAAGGUUUGGAAUCAUGACUAUCUUGAAGGGUUUUCCGGUGUACAUCAUAACAUCGGUUCAUGUUAGACAAGUCAGUGAUAUUUUUAUGGAAAUAUGAAAUCGGAGUUGACUAGAAGGAUUGGCACACAAGUUAUGAAUUGAGACUCUUCAUAGUAUGAGUACAAUCUAGUCUUCCUCUGGAAACAUUGAACUAUGUUUGUUACCUAGCACAGGAUUUUCCAAAACAAAAGCCAUAUCUGUGUUCCAGUGUUUCUGAAUUGUGAUAGCCAUAAAGCCCAUUUUUCUCAAAUUUGGAAUCUAUCGGCCCAAUUGCUGUCCCCUCUCAGUUUCAGCUUACUCCAAGCGAAUUUCAAACGGAACUCCCGAAAGCAGUUUUGGAGCUCUCAAACACAAAAUACAAAACCCUUCGUCCCGAGAGCGAGCCAGCGCAUCAUCGUCACACCAUGCCUGCCUGCUUAAACCCUACUACUGCUAUUCUUCACAACCCCUUCGGCUCGUUGGCUACUACAGAAACACCAGAUGAAGCUUCCCCUCGCUCUCUAGAUACCUGCAAAUGAAGCUCCUCGUCUUCCGGGCGCUUGUCACGCUUCUCCUCUUAGCAAUGCUAUUUUCAUUCCGCAGUCUAUCCCACGUCCGCUUUCGGAGCAGCGACCCUCCCUGGUUCACCUCACACCCUCUGCUUCUCAACAGCUACAAUCAUAUUCGUUUUGUAGUCCCUCAUUUGCCCAAUGUGUCUUCAAUCUCCUGCCCGUGUAAUUGGGUCACUGGGUUUCUCUGUAUCCUAAGAUUGCCGUUUGCCACUAGGACAAUCUCUACAAACUCUGAUGUUGUCAUCGGAGAGCUGGACAGGGAUUCAAUAAGUAAAAUUGUUCAGCAAGGCUGUUGGGAUGAUCCCAGAAUGGUAGGCUUCGUUGGUUCUUCUUCCUCUUUGGCUCCGUUAUGGGUUUCCAGGGUUCUGUUGGUGUUACGGCAUGACCCGCGAUUGGCAUUGAAAUUCUUCCGCUGGGCGAAAACCCUCAUUGGGUUUCGCCACACAACGGAAUCCUACUCUUUGUUGGUGCACAUUUUGUUCUACGGUAGAAUGUAUUUCGAUGCCAGUGGCAUUCUUAAGGAGUUGAUCUUAGCAGGCAGGAGUUUGCCAGGUUUUGAUGUGUUUGAAGUUUUGUGGUCGACGAGGAAUGUUUGUGUCUCAGGGUAUGGAGUUUUUGAUGCGCUUUUUAGUGUGUAUAUAGAACUAGGGAUGCUUGAUAAAGCUGAUCAUUGCUUUUCGAGGAUGAGAAGUUGUAGAGUGUUGCCUAAAGCACGAUCGUGUAAUGCACUUCUGCAUAGGCUAGCAAAGGAGGGGAAGAAGGAGGAUGGUGCUAUAAGGAACUUCUUUCGGAAUAUGGUUAGUGCUGGAAUUUCUCCCUCUGUGUUUACUUACAACAUCAUGAUAGACCAUAUGUGCAAAGAAGGGGAUACUGAAGCUGCUAAAAGUUUGUUUGAGGAAAUGAAGCACAAGGGUUUGAUGCCGGAUGUUGUAACUUACAAUUCGCUUAUUGACGGAUAUGGGAAAUUGGGCUUUUUGGAGAAUUCAGUGGGAUUAUUUAAGGAAAUGGAGCAAGCAGGUUGUGAACCUGAUGUAGUAACCUACAAUGCAUUGAUUAAUUGUUUUUGUAAAUUCGAUAGGAUGGCUAGAGCUUUUCUGUUUUUCUCUGAGAUGAAGCAUAAUGGAGUCAGACCUAAUGUCAUAACUUACAGCACACUGGUUGAUGCAUUGUGCAAGGAAGGAAUGAUGCAACAGGCCAUUAAAUUUUUUAUAGACAUGAAACGCCUCGGUUAUUCUCCCAAUGAGUACACUUAUACUUCUCUUAUUGAUGCAAAGUGUAAAGCUGGAAAUUUGAGUGAAGCAUUGAAGCUGGCCAACGAGAUGCUCUGGACAAUAAGUUCUAAAUUGAACAUUGUUACAUACACAGCUUUAUUAGAUGGCCUUUGUAAAGGAGGGAGGAUUACAGAAGCAGAAGAACUUAUCACUGGGAUGCUGAAAGCUGCAGUAGCUCCUAACCUGAAAACUUACACUGCUCUUGCUCGUGGAUAUCUUAAAGGUAAGAGCAAGGAAGAUUAUGUUGAAUUUUUGAAGCAAAUAAAGAUGAAAGGGUUUCAGCCUGACUUGAUGCUUUAUGGGACCAUCAUCUGGGGGCUUUGCACUGAAAGGAAUUUUGAAGAAUGCAAGCUUGUUAUGCUUGAGAUGAAACAGAGAGGUAUAGGUGCAAACCCUGUCAUAUACACAACACUCGUUGAUGCUUAUUUCAAAGCUGGAAUGACCGCGGAGGCACUCAAUCUUGUACGGGAAAUGUGGGACUCGGGUGUUGAGGUUACAGUUGUAACUUUUUGUGUAUUAAUUGAUGGGCUGUGCAAGAAGGGUAUGGUUCAAGAGGCAAUUGAUUACUUUACUACAAUGCCCGAGUAUGGUCUGCAACCUAAUGUAGCAGUCUACACUGCCUUGAUGGACGGUCUUUGUAAAAAUAAUUUCAUAGAAGCAUCUGUGACCCUGUUCAAUGAAAUGCAGGAGAAACAUAUGAUUCCCGAUAAGACAGCUUACACUACUCUAAUAGAUGGGUAUCUGAAGCAUAGUAGCUUGCAAGAAGCAUUAAAUACAAGAAACAAGAUGGUCGAGCUAGACCGGAUGCUUUGUGAUAGCCUACUAAAGAAGUAUUAUGAGCAAGGCCAUACUGCCGAAGCGAGUGAAUUGCUAAAUGAUUUGGCGAAGAAGGGUCUGAUAGAUGGCAGUUACGACUGUGUUCUUCCUAAAGUCUGAGAUGGGUCCUAUUCUCCACAUCAAGACACUGAAAAACACUUGAAUAGAAUGGAUACUGAUUAGGUCCUUCAGGAAAAUAACCGAUUGAUACAUGAAAGUGUGGUUGUCAGAUGACUGACUUACUCGCCCAUUGUGCUUUUCCUGGAUCAACUUCAGAAGUACUUUGCUGUAAGUCUUACUCUCAUUUUUCUGCUCUUUUUAUUUGUUGAUGUCCGUUUCUUACUGCCCGCUGUAACUUCGUGAAGCUGAACCAAACUUGCAAUUGACUGACUGUGCAUUCUUGCUCCAUUGUAUUUGUCAUCAUGUAGCCCACUUGCAAUUCUUGCUGCAAAGCAUUUACGCAAGUGCUGGAUUCAAUGUGCUCCAAGAAGCAAAGCACUUCAUUGGCAAGUCACAAAAGUGAAUACGAUUGAAUCUCCAGAGCUGAAUGUGUAUUCCUGAAAUGGUUCGUGAGUUGACUACUGCCAUGAUUACAGUUCACUUUGCUUCAUUAUCUUCUUAGCUGAUAAAAUGGCGUUAGGUUCCCUAAGUACUGGAAGGCUGUUCUGCUACCCUGUCCCUUAACCUUGACAAAAGGCUGCUUCAGCAGGAUUUGGUGUAUUUUGAAGACAUGGUGCACAAGCUUCUGGAUUGCAUACUUUUGCCGGCUUCGUUACUGCUUUUUAUCUUCUCAGGUUCCUUUCUUCUCCCUGUUUCAUUCUCUAGCUUUUGCCUUAGCUUUUUCUCAACAAUAAAGAACAAGCACUGGCUCACUGUAGAAGGAUGUGGAGAAGGAUCGACUUCCUGCGCACCGUGCUUGAAUUGGGUUACAAUUUCGUCUUCACGGUAAAUCAUUCGCAUCCGGCUCCCUCCAUUUCUGUUUAUAAUUCUCUGUAGCUAAGCCAAUUGUGUGUAAUGAAUGCUUUCAACAUCCAGGAUACAGAUAUAAUGUGGUUUAGGGAUCCAUUUCCACGGUUUUAUCCAGAUGCGGACUUCCAGAUUGCGUGUGAUCAGUAUUCAGGGGAUAGUGUUGGUUUAGGAAACAUAGUCAAUGGAGGGUUUAGUUAUGUGAAGGCUAAUAAUCGUUCCAUAAGAGUUUUACAAGUUCUGGCACUCGUCGCGUGACACUUACCAUGAUCAAGAUGUGCUGAAUUUUCAAGAAAGAUGAGUAUGUCAAGGACCUUGGGUUGAAGAUGAGAUUCCUGGACACUGCUUAUUUCGGUGGACUUUGUGAGCCGAGCAAAGAUUUAAACUUGGUUUGCACCAUGCAUGUGAAUUGCUGUUUGGGUUUGGAAAACAAGAUGAAUGAUCUCAAAGUGAUGCUUGCUGACUGGAGGAACUUUUUGAGCUUACCACCUAUGCUGAAAAGAGAAUUGCGCAUCCAAUGGAGGGUGCCACAGAACUGCAGGUGGGAUAUAUAUGUUUGCUGCAUUGCUAGGAAUUAAUUUUUGAGCUUGCAUUUCUUUGAUUCGCCACAUAUUUAAGGUCUAUGGAUUCUGUGCUGUUGUAUAAUGUUGUUUGGCGGUUAUUUUUCCAGUAUUGAUGCUGUCCUUGCGCAUGAUUCUCUACGAAACCAUGUCGAAGAAGAUGAAGGGACGAAUAACAGCGUUUCAAGGACACAUCGGUGAAGUCUCAGGAGCCGGAACUGCCUCCCUCCCUCGGCCAGGUUUAUGUUAAGGACCUUUGGUUGGGAAACGAAAUCGGACAACUUUUGUAUUUUGUUUGAUGGUAAGAGCCAACAUGUUCCUUCAUGAUUUAGAUUUUAGAUAACUAGCUAGUGCCCGGCCUUUGGAUGUUCUAAAUUUUUUUAAGUUAGGGUUGGGUUUUAACUCAUUCCUCUAGUAUGAAAUUUUGGAGUUUUUAUCCUUAUUCAUAUCUAACUAUUUUGGGUGUUCUGCAUUUCUUAGGCAAGUGCUAAGGUCUCAAUUGCAAGUGUCCAAUUUAUGAGACUCAAACUAUUAAUUAGUCAAUAACUUAUUGCCUGCAACAGGUUUCCGUAUAUUUACCUCACUCCUCACAAGUAACCAAAGUUAAUUUCCUUAUAUCUUAAUAUAUGUCACCUACUAAAGUUAUCAUGUUAGC